Molecule: messenger RNA, 1590 nt
Organism: Cutaneotrichosporon oleaginosum
Lineage: Eukaryota; Fungi; Basidiomycota; Tremellomycetes; Trichosporonales; Trichosporonaceae
Biological process (GO): NLS-bearing protein import into nucleus
Cellular component (GO): cytoplasm; nucleus; nucleoplasm
Molecular function (GO): nuclear import signal receptor activity; protein binding
Source: RefSeq, a predicted model, not a curated record
AUGGAGACCCGCAACCUCGACCACCGUCGCCAGAACUUCAAGGGCCGCACCCAGUUCUCCGCCGCAGAGCUUCGUCGCCGUCGCGAAGAGCAGCAGGUCGAAAUCCGCAGGCAAAAGCGCGAGGAGUCUAUCGCCAAGCGCCGUAACUUCCAGCCAACCGCCGAGGAUGUCGACUCGGAUGACGAGAAUGUCGAGUUUGGCGAGACACUGCCGCAGAUGCUCCAGGAGAUCUACUCGAACGACCAGGAGACCCAGCUUGAGGCGACCACCAAGUUCCGCAAGCUUCUCUCCAAGGAGAAGAACCCCCCAAUCGACCGUGUGAUCGAGUGUGGUGUCGUUCCCCGCUUCGUCGAGUUCCUCAACUCCAACAACGCUAUGCUGCAGUUUGAGGCCGCCUGGGCACUCACCAACAUUGCCUCGGGCACCUCGGAGCACACUCAGGUCGUCAUCGCCAACGGUGCCGUUCCUUUGUUCAUCCGCCUCCUCUCCUCCCCCGUCCCCGACGUCCGCGAGCAGGCCGUGUGGGCCCUCGGUAACAUAGCCGGUGAUUCCCCCAAGUGCCGCGACCACGUUCUCAGCCAGGGCGCCCUUCAGCCCCUGCUCCAGCUGCUCAAUGAGAACCACAAGCUCUCGAUGCUCCGGAAUGCCACCUGGACGCUUUCCAACUUCUGCCGUGGCAAGUCGCCUCAGCCGAACUGGGACCUCAUCUCCCCCGCGCUUCCCGUCCUCUCCAAGCUCGUCUACUCGCUUGAUGAUGAGGUUCUUAUCGACGCAUGCUGGGCCAUCUCGUAUCUUUCGGACGGCACCAACGACAAGAUCCAGGCCGUUAUCGACUCGGGUGUCUGCCGUCGCCUCGUUGACCUGCUCAUGCACCCCUCGACGGCUGUGCAGACUCCCGCACUGCGCUCGGUUGGCAACAUUGUCACUGGCGACGACUUCCAGACUCAGGUUGUUAUCAUGUCGGGUGCGCUCCCCGCGCUCCUCAGCCUCCUCUCGUCGCAGAAGGAGGGCAUCCGCAAGGAGGCAUGCUGGACCAUCUCGAACAUUACCGCCGGCUCGCCCAACCAGAUCCAGGCAAUCAUUGACGCCAACAUCAUCCCUCCCCUCAUCAACAUCCUCUCCAACGCCGACUUCAAGACUCGCAAGGAGGCUUGCUGGGCCAUCUCGAACGCCACCUCUGGUGGUCUCUCGGAGCCCCAGCAGAUCCGCUACCUUGUUAGCCAGGGCUGCAUCAAGCCCAUGUGCGAUCUUCUCCAGUCGAUGGACAACAAGAUCAUUCAGGUUGCCCUUGACGGUCUCGAGAACAUUCUCAAGGUCGGUGAGAUGGACAAGGAGGCUGCCGGAGCAGGCGCCUACAACCAGUAUGCCCAGUUCAUCGAGGAGGCUGGUGGCAUGAUCUCCAUCCACAACCUCCAGCACCACGAGAACCUCGAGAUCUACAAGAAGUGCUUCUACAUCAUGGACAAGUUCUUCCCCGAUGAUGAUGAGGAGGAGGCCGAGGGUGCCGCCCCCGAUGUCGACUCGUCGGGCCAGUACGCCUUCCAGUCCAACGUCGCAGCUCCCCAGGGCGGCUUCAACUUCGGCGCCUAA